Molecule: messenger RNA, 2183 nt
Organism: Nothobranchius furzeri (turquoise killifish)
Lineage: Eukaryota; Metazoa; Chordata; Actinopteri; Cyprinodontiformes; Nothobranchiidae
Gene: zbtb8b
Product: zinc finger and BTB domain containing 8B
Biological process (GO): regulation of transcription by RNA polymerase II
Molecular function (GO): protein binding; RNA polymerase II cis-regulatory region sequence-specific DNA binding; DNA-binding transcription factor activity, RNA polymerase II-specific
Source: RefSeq, a predicted model, not a curated record
UUUGUUCCGGAAAUCCACGAGCGGACCGGAAGAGGAGGAGACUUUAGGCUCACACAAGGAACAAUGUUUCCGGUCCAUAUUCGGUGUUAAAAAUCUGUUAGGUUCGUUUUACAUUCAAAGACUUUCUGCGUGGUUGCUGAAGAUGGAGGUGCCUUGCUAUCUGCCCAAGCUGCUCUUUGAGCUGAAUGAACAGAGGAAGCGAGACUUCUUCUGUGACUGCAGCAUCCUUGUGGAAGGUCGUGUGUUCAAAGCCCACCGUAAUGUGCUAUUCGCUGGGAGCGGAUACUUCCGGGCCCUGCUGGUUCACUACCUGCAGGACACUGGGCAGCGCUACAGCACAGCCUCAUUGGACAUCGUAACAGCUGAUGCCUUUUCUGUUAUCCUGGACUUCCUCUACUCUGGCCGCUUGGCCCUCAACAGCAUCAAUGUCAUUGAGGUGAUGUCAGCUGCCAGCUACCUACAAAUGACCGAUCUGGUGAACUUCUGUAAAGACUACAUCCGCUCAUCUUUGGAGAUCUGCAACAAGGAGAAAGAGAGGACUUCAGACAAUGACAGCCAGGAAGAGGAUGGAGCCAUGGGACCCGCAGACAGUGGAACUCCUACAGUAACGAUCUCUGCUGGUGCCGGUGUUGCAGAGACCGACUUGCAGGCUGUAGAGGUAGAGCCAGAGUCUGUGACCUCAGCCAGGACCUCGUUGUCUAUUGCAGUCACCACGCCUCCAGGUUCCAGCAGAGACAUGGACAGCGCCUACUCCUCCAGGGAGGGGUUUGCAUCUGGGAAUGAAGGACCAAAGGGACAUGUGGAUCAGACUAACCUCUCUUCCUCUUCGUCCUCUGCUCUUACUCCAGAGUUAGUGAACCCUAAAAUAGAGUACGACCCUGAUGAUGAACUUGUGGAGUCCUCUGAUACGAAAGAGCUGACAUCGUUUUCCAGCCCUUCACAUCAUAACUCCCACCAUAACAGGCUUCUUCCUCCCAUUUCCUUCCCCUCCAAUGAGCGCUCCCCUUCAGGAUACAACUCUUCUUUUAAUGCCCGGCAGCUGAUUGAUAUACUGGCUAGAGGUGAAGCCCCCCGGGGCCCCAGUCCACUGGGGGACAGAGUUGGACAGCGCUUUAGCCAAGGAAUGAGUAGUAAUGCAGGAAGUAGCAGGAUGGAGGAAAGUUUAGGGUUCGUGGGCUCGUCCAUCAUGGAGAUUCAGUCUGAUUGGCUGGGAGAGGACACAGGAGAUGGAUUGGUGGUGCCAGUGAAACUCCACAAGUGUCCUUUUUGCCCGUACACCGCCAAGCAAAAGGGGAUCAUGAAGAGACACAUACGCUGCCACACAGGAGAGAGGCCGUUCCCUUGUCCCAUGUGUGGGAAGAGAUUCACUCGACAGGAGCACCUACGCUCUCAUGCUCUCAGUGUGCACAGGCACUACUGGCCAGUGUCGUGCAAGAGCUGCAGGCGAACCUUCACCGGUUCAAGUGUGUCCCCAGGACUGAGACGCUUCGGCAUCUGCGACAGCUGCAAUUGUGUUACCACCACCCAUGAUGACUCUGCCUCGGUCCACCCUUCCAGUCAGCCAGAGGUCAUGGUGCGGGCAGACAGAGGCACAGAUUGGUCUACUUUUAUGGACGAUGUUGACGAGGUGGAGGUUGGCAGAGUAGAGGACCUGGUGGAGAAACAGAUGCUUGACCGACAACUGGCUGCGUGUACUGAUGUAGUUCACACACUGUGAAGGAGGCCAAACUUAUUAUUCUUAGAUCAUUACUGUAAAAUUAUUUAUUUAUUGAUACAUUUCCCUCCAGAACACCUGGUCCGCCACCUGCUGUCAUUCUGUUAUGGUUUUGGAACAUUUCUCUUAUUUCUAUACCCAGGGACGGGUAUAGAUACGGGUCCCAGGUAUAGCCAUGGGCCCCCCAGGACACUGCCAGAGCUACUAUAGGCUCUGUGAGGGUUAGGGGCCCGGGUGCAGCUAGGGCUGUGCACACACCAGUGUGUCAGACUGUGUAUGUAUGCAAGAGUGUGUGUGUGUGUGUGUGCAUGCAUGUGUGAGAGUUCUUUCAAAUGUAACAUUAUUGACUAAAACUAGCAAUUUAGAAAACAGAUUGUUCCUGAUUUCAUUUAGGUGAUUUUGGUUUCGGUUACAGUUGUACGCAGCAAUCAGACCAGUGUAUAUAAAGAAGAUUGACCACAUAAAUGAA